AUGGCUGAUCAUCACAACCACAAAAUACCCACAGAUAUCUACAGGACGUACAACGGUGUGCCAGAAGAUACACCAAAGGUCAAAGGUUAUGACUUUAACAAGGGAGUGGACCAUAGUGCACUGCUGCAGACAUACCUUAACAUGGGCCUUCAGGCCACCAGGGUGGGGCUGGCUAUCCAGCAGAUCAAUGCCAUGCUGGAGAAGAGACAAACACCGAUGACGGUGCAGAACGGAUAUGCUGAUGAAGACCCAACGUCCUGCCCCUGCUUACAGAGCUGCACCAUCUUCCUCAGCUACACGUCAAACCUCAUCAGCAGCGGCGUCAGAGAGAGCAUCCGCUAUGUGACUGAACACAGGAUGGUGGAUGUGAUAGCGACCUCAGCUGGCGGGAUAGAGGAGGACCUGAUUAAGUGUUUGGGUCCGGUUUAUGUUGGAGACUUCAACAUGCCAGGAAGAGAACUGUAUAAAAAAGGUCUAAACAGGAUUGGAAACACCCUGAUGCCAGAGGAAAACUACAUCAAAUUUCACAAAUGGAUGAUGCCGAUUUUGAAGCAGAUGCUGCUGGAGCAGAACACUCAGGGCAUUCGCUGGACUCCAUCGAAGGUGAUACAUCGCCUGGGCAAAGAGAUCAAUGAUCCUGAAUCUGUGUGUUACUGGGCCUACAAGAAUAACAUCCCGGUGUUCAGCCCGGCGCUGACAGAUGGCGCUAUAGGAGACAUGUUCUACCUCUUCUCGUCAGAGAACCCUGGACUGAUAGUAGACAUGGUUGAAGACGUUAAAAGGCUGAACAACCUCGCAGUGGCUGCCAACAGCACAGGGAUGAUCAUCCUGGGAGGAGGCGUGGCCAAACAUCACAUAUGCAACGCCAAUUUCUGGAGAACUGGAGCGGACUACGCCGUGUACAUAAACACGGCUCAGGAAUUCGACGGCUGUGACUCCGGAGGAAGCCCUGAUGAAGCCAAGUCCUGGGGAAAGAUCAGAUUGAGCGCACAACCAGUGAAGGUGUGUGCAGAUGCGUCCAUCAUUUUUCCCUUGCUGGUUGCGGAGACGUUUGCACGUCAUGUUAAUAAGACAGCGAAAUGAAAAUGGAGGAACAGAUUUCUAUUUAAACUGAAAUGUUCAGUCACUAUACGAU
This is a messenger RNA of Cheilinus undulatus (humphead wrasse), 1135 nucleotides long. Its product is annotated as deoxyhypusine synthase-like. The transcript is spliced from 9 exons. Gene Ontology annotation, biological process: peptidyl-hypusine biosynthetic process. Lineage: Eukaryota; Metazoa; Chordata; Actinopteri; Labriformes; Labridae. The coding region runs from base 1 to 1083 and encodes 360 amino acids. Gene Ontology annotation, molecular function: deoxyhypusine synthase activity. The record is from RefSeq and is a predicted model, not a curated record. Gene Ontology annotation, cellular component: cytoplasm.